AUGGUUGAAGCUAUCACAAGUUCUUGGACCUAUACUUUAAUUAUCUUGGACAAUGCCACAUCACAAGCUUUGGUUCGAUUUGGUGCCCCUAAGGAAGCUGUUGAGGUUUCUCAAGAAAAUAAAAUGACAAAUACUGAAGGGGUGAAUAAAGGCAUUUACUUUGGCUACCCAUGCCGACGUCAAAGCUGUGCUUUAGUAAAUAUCCCAGCACCAUGUGUCAACAAAAUAAUUUCACACAUUGAAGAUGUGGAGUCUAAAAUACAGGAACAUUUGAGACAGUUUGAAACUUCUUUGGAAGAAUGGAACAGUACUUCUUCCACAAAAGACCUGAAAGAAGAUCAAAGUGUUGCUACAGUAGUGAAAGAGGUCAAACCAGAAUUGAGAGAUGAAAAGUGUCCAGAAUUAAAGCAGGAAAUGGAAACAUUGCUGUCAGAGGCAAUCUAUCUGAUUAAAAGUCUAGAAACUGACCGUGCAGAAGCUGAAGAAGCUUUAAAACAACAAAAAUCAAGAAGGAAAAAUAUUAACAUGCAAAUUGAUUCUUGGUCAAUCUGGAAACUUCAAGAAAUCCCGUUAGCUGUGCAGAAAGAGCACGAGGCCUAUUUGAGAGAUAUUAUAGAAUUACGAUGGCAUCUUGAAAGUGAAACUCAUCAAGUAAAAUGUCUUGAGGAACAAAAGGCAAAAUUAGAAGAAGCUAAUACAAAACUUCAAGAAGACGUAGACUACAUGAAUAAAUAUCGCCCUCUGCUGCUCUCAAAGCGGGAUUAUGAACUUGAAGCUCUGAGAGAAUUUUAUCAGAAAAAAUUUGAGGCAAUGGAACUAUACAGACAAGUUCAUGGAGAACUUGAAGAAACCAUAGAAAAUCUCAAAAAAGCCAAAUUGAAUGCUAAACAAAUUAGAGAAGACAUGGAAAAGGAUAUUAUUAAAGAUAAAAUAAGCAUAGAAGGCUACAGGAGAGAGUUGGAUAGACUUAAUGGUCUGUAUAAUUUAUACUGUACAUCAAUACAAGAUGUUAAUGUUAAUGUUGAGGAGAAUGAAGAGAUAGUGACUGAAGUACUGAGGGAAACAAGAUCAUCAAAAAAACAAUUAGCUACUUUAUCAAAAAAACUCGAUGAUUUUAAAAAAACUUUUGAUCAACUAUUCUGGAAGAAAAAAAUUUAUGAAAUUGAAUAUACGGAUGCACUUAAUAAUUUUUAUUCCACAAAAAGAACGUGGGAUGUGGAGCUUUCUAAUAUCGCAAAAGAUUUUUCAGAUGUUUCAAUAGCAUAUUCUCAAUUGAUGGAAGAAAAUAGAAGAAUUGGGAUGGAUAUUGAAACUAUAGUAGGUUAUGCCAAUGACAGUAUAAGGAAAAAAUCAGAAUUUGAGACUGAAAUCCAAUCUUUGUUGAAAAUGAGGUCAAAAAAUGAAGAUUUUCUUAAACAACUAUACAAGGACACAUAUAACAUUGGUGCUAUUUUCCACCUAACUAGAUUUAAAACAGAAGAAGUAGAACAGAAAAUAACAGAAGUGAGAAGAAAAUUCAAGGGUAGAGAAGACUUCUUGAAAAAAAUCACUCGGGGUCGAGUGGCUAAUGGAAUGAUAAUUCAGAAAAGACUGUUUUCCCUUCAAGAAGAACAGGCACUUGAGAGGGAGGAACUUACGAGAAAGAAAGCAAUAUAUAAUCUGGCCCUGGCAGAAAUGGAGAUACCUCUGCUUAAACUAGAAGAAGAUGCUAUGAAAAUCAGAGCUGUCUACAAAGAACAAUCUGAAAUACUAGGUGAUGUAAUUGAGAGGAAAAAUCAUGCGAAAAAGAAUGUAGAAAAAACAAAGAAAAAAUUGCGAAGAAGGGGGAAAAGAGCCCAGGAUGCACUAAUAGAAACUGAGAAUAAACGCUCAGUAAUUUUUGAAGAAAUGGAGACCACUAAAAGUAAAACAAUUAUUUAUCAUACAAAAAUAAAUCAAUUGAGUAAGGAGUUAGAAGAAAAACAAAAGGAAAAGGAUAUGUUUGAUCAGAUACUUGACCAUUUAAAGGACCAGUUUAUAACUAUGAGAUAUAAAAAGGAACAUGCACAAGCUGUGUUUGAUCACCUCGUAAGUGAGAAAAAAGCCUGUGAAGAGAGACUCUGUGAAGAAGAACAGAGAUACAUAACACUCUUUAGCAUAAGGCAAAGAACCCUGGCAAACAUUAAGAAAAUACAAGAAGAUUCACUAGAAGAAAAUCUACGUUUAGCUCAAGAGUAUCAGCAAUUACAGACCAUUUUCUUAACAGAAAAGGACAACUAUUUGAACCUGUAUGACAGACAGCUAUCACUUGACAGUUCAGUUAGAGAUAAGAAACAGGCUGCAGGCUUCUCACCUAUGAAAUCCCCAAGCUCACUAGCAGCCACAUAAGAUGAACUUUCAGAUUUUCAGAUACCAUUCUGUCAGCUGCAAAGAAGGAUACACAAGGUGUGGCAGAAGCACUUCGAACUGGUGGUCCUCUACAGCCAGAUGAGGCUGGCCAAGUUCCAGAUAGACUCUCAAGAGAGUAUUCAGAAAAUAUUAGCUGUGCAGGAAGAAUCUUCAACUUUAAUGCAACACAUCUUAGAUUUCUUCCAGACUUUGACAGAUGGGCCAUGUGAAAACGAUGGUUAAGCAAACAACCAGUGUAUCUUGGAUGCUAAAAUAAAAGACAAGAAAAGUCACACAGUUCAGAUAGCAGUGUAAUUGGACAUUCACCUGUUUGCCAUUUCACACUUCCACGGACGAAAAACUCACUCACCUCCCAGCAUGCUUUGCCACUCUUUUACUUACAGCAAAUCCAUAACAAUGAAACAGGUGACUUUCAUGCUGCUGUCAGGAACGAUCUAAUUUCAGCUCUGGGUGACUGAUUGCAAUUGGCUUUGCCUCAUCUGAUAAUUAAUCUAUGUCACCAUUAAUUGGAAGAGAGAAUAAUUACUGGCAGUGUUGACAGUGACUGUUCGCUUCCCCAGAUUUCCCCAUCGUGUUGGCCCAAAUAAAGGCUUUGCAAUUCAGUACUUAAAGUUUGUGUAAACUGUAACAAUACCUAUGCCCAUGUGACACUUUCAGACACUCUGUCUAAUGUACUUUUGUUUUUGUGUUUACCAAUCUUUUUUAGCUCACUGAGAGCUGUCUCUCUCAAUCACUCCUCAAUGUUCUAUCUUAAUUUUGUGGAAGUUUAAAGUUUUCAAUGAGCUGGAGAUGAAUGAUUAAUGAAUAAAUUUAAAUGCUU
Messenger RNA from Camelus dromedarius (Arabian camel), 3208 nucleotides. RefSeq names its product coiled-coil domain containing 178 (gene CCDC178). The transcript is spliced from 21 exons. Lineage: Eukaryota; Metazoa; Chordata; Mammalia; Artiodactyla; Camelidae. The record is from RefSeq and is a predicted model, not a curated record.